CACGUGAUCGCGCCGUGCCGUUGGUGAGUUUUCACAGCAUGGCGGAAGGAGUAGUCGUCCGGAUGGAUCGUUACUCACCUUUUAAUUCAUGUCUUCAGUCUUGACGAGACGAUUUUCGGCUUUCGUAACGCAUUUCAUCCCACUUGAGACAACUUCAGCGUGUUUUUAUCACAAUGGCUGACCGCGGAGUGGAUUUCGCGGCUCUACCAAAAGAGGUUCGAAACCAUUUGGCGGAGUUGGAGCUGGAACUGUCUGAAGGUGAUAUUACUCAGAAGGGCUAUGAAAAGAAACGAGCGAAACUUCUUGGCCCAUACGUACCACAUACCCAACAUGUGGAUGUGAGCAUUAAGUUGACCCCUGGUAAUACUUCAGACCCCACCUCCAGCCCUAACCCCAUCCCCAUUGCCGCCCCACGGCAGCACAGAGCUCACCGGAGCGGCGGAACACGAGAUGACCGCUACAGAUCAGAUAUCCACACAGAAGCUGUACAGGCAGCUUUGGCCAGGCAUAAAGAGGAGAAGAUGGCUCUUCCCAUGCCCACUAAGCGUCGAUCAGCUUUCGUCCAGACUCCUGCGGACAACUGCACUCCUCCCGAUACAUCAUCGGCUUCGGAGGACGAGGGCUCGCUGCGCAGGCGUCAGGCCGCGAUUAGUGCUAUGUUGGCUCAGAAUCUCCAGAGUCCCGAGUACUGGAUCAACCGCACGGUUCAGGGCUCCUCCACAUCCUCCUCUGCCUCCUCAACCCUCUCCCAUGGAGACGGCAAAACUCUCAUCCAGGGGCAGACCAGUGUGCUCGCCGACGUGCUUGCACACACCCGCAUAGAGAGCAGUAAUGUUCCUCCCGAUGUCACGUCCUCUGUGCCUCAGGAGAGGAAUUCAAAAGUGGAUGUGGCGCCCAACAUCGUUGUCAGGGGCAUAAGUCGCAUUCAGAGUCGCACCAGUAUGAUGGACACCGCCGGCGGUGUUCCAGCACACAGUCGAGUCUCCACGAAAAUCCAGCAGCUGCUUAACACGUUGAAGAGACCCAAGCGACCUCCGCUCAGCGAGUUCUUCGUAGAUGACUCUGAAGAGAUCGUGGAAGUUCCACAGCAAGAUCCCAACACACCCAAACCAGAGGGUCGUCAGAUUAUUCCAGUGAAGGGGGAGCCGCUCGGUGUGGUCAGUAACUGGCCACCGGCCCUGCAGGCAUCUCUGGCACGAUGGGGAGCCACACAGGCCAAGAGUCCCGUCCUCACCACCUUAGACAUUACUGGCAAACCACUCUACACACUUACUUACGGUAAACUGUGGAGUCGCAGUCAGAAGUUGGCAUAUACGCUGCUAAACAAACUGGGCACCAAAACUGAACCAGUGCUGAAACCUGGAGACAGAGUGGCAUUAGUGUAUCCCAACAGUGACCCAGGAAUGUUCUGGGUGGCCUUUUAUGGGUGUCUCCUCGCUGAGGUCAUUCCCGUCCCAAUUGAGGUGCCUUUGUCUCGUAAGGAUGCAGGGAGUCAGCAGAUUGGCUUCCUGUUAGGCAGCUGUGGUGUGACUCUUGCUCUCACCAGUGAAGUGUGUCUUAAAGGUUUGCCAAAGACGCCUAAUGGAGAAAUAGUGCAAUUUAAAGGAUGGCCACGGCUCAAGUGGGUGGUGACCGAUACAAAGUAUCUCACCAAACCGUCUAAAGACUGGCAGCCACACAUACCAACAGCAAACACCGAUACUGCUUACAUAGAGUACAAAGCCUCUAAAGAGGGUACCGUUAUGGGGGUGGCUGUGUCUAAAAUCUCUAUGCUGACACAUUGUCAAGCUUUGACGCAGGCCUGUAAUUACUGUGAAGGGGAAACACUGGUUAAUGUCCUGGAUUUCAAGAAAGAUUCUGGCCUGUGGCAUGGAGUUCUCACGAGUGUCAUGAACAGAAUCCACACUAUUUGUGUGCCAUACUCUGUAAUGAAGGCAUGUCCACUGUCCUGGGUGCAGAGGGUUCAUGUUCACAAAGCUCGUGUAGCCUUGGUGAAAUGUAGAGAUCUGCACUGGGCUAUGAUGGCUCACAGAGAUCAGAAGGACACCAAUCUGUCCACUUUGCGCAUGCUGAUAGUAGCUGAUGGAGCCAAUCCUUGGUCAGUGUCAUCUUGUGACGCCUUUUUGAACGUGUUCCAGUCUCAUGGGCUUAAGCCAGAGAUGAUCUGCCCAUGUGCUUCCUCACCUGAAGCGAUGACGGUGGCCAUCCGCAGGCCUGGUGCUCAAGGAGCGCCACUCCCCGCCAGAGCUAUUCUGUCUAUGGCAGGACUAAGUCACGGGGUGAUCCGGGUCAAUACUGAGGAUAAGAACUCUGCACUCACCGUUCAAGAUGUGGGUCACGUCAUGCCUGGCGCUCUGAUGUGUAUCGUGAAACCCGAAGGGCAGCCUAUGCUCUGCAAGACGGAUGAGAUUGGAGAGAUAGUGGUAAACUCACGAGCGGGCGGCACUAUGUACUACGGUCUGCCAGGGAUGACCAAGAACACGUUUGAGGUGAUACCUCUAAACUCAAGUGGAACCCCUAUAGGAGACGUUCCUUUCAUACGAACUGGACUGUUGGGCUUUGUGGGUCCGGGAAGUCUGGUGUUUGUUGUAGGGAAGAUAGAGGGUCUGCUGGCAGUCAGUGGACGCAGACACAACGCAGACGAUCUGGUGGCCACAGCACUGGCGGUAGAGCCAGUUAAAACCGUUUACAGGGGGAGGAUUGCUGUUUUCUCCAUAACUGUGUUCUACGAUGAGCGAAUCGUCAUUGUGGCCGAGCAGAGGCCUGAUGCCAGCGAAGAAGACAGUUUUCAGUGGAUGAGCAGAGUCUUACAGGCGAUAGACGGUAUCCAUCAGGUGGGCUUGUAUUGCUUGGCGCUGGUACCUGCUAACAUGUUACCCAAAACUCCCCUGGGCGGCAUUCAUGUGUCUGAGACAAAGCACCACUUCCUGGAUGGAUCUCUACACCCAUGUAACAUCCUCAUGUGCCCUCAUACAUGCGUGACCAACCUUCCAAAACCAAGACAAAAGCAACCAGUGGGAGUUGGUCCGGCCUCCAUCAUGGUGGGCAACCUGGUGGCAGGGAAAAGGAUCGCGCAGGCUUCUGGGAGAGACCUCGGGCACCUGGAUGACCAAGAGCAGUCUAGAAAGCAUCAGUUCCUGUCUGAAGCCCUGCAGUGGAGAGCACAAAAUGAUCCUGAUCAUGUCCUCUAUAUGCUCCUUAAUGCAAAGGGGGUAGCAGUAAGCACAGCUACAUGUUCUCAGCUGCACAAGCGAGCGGAGAAGAUCACCGCAGCUUUGUUGGAAAGAGGAGGAGUUAACACUGGAGACAAUGUAGUACUGCUUUAUCCACCCGGUAUUGAUCUAAUAGCUGCUUUCUAUGGCUGUCUGUAUGCCGGUUGUAUUCCAGUCACCGUUAGGCCUCCUCACCCACAGAACCUCGCUGCCACUCUGCCCACCGUCCGAAUGAUCAUAGAUGUGAGCAAAGCCGCUUGCAUCCUCACAACUACGAUGCUGAUGAAGACCUUACGAUCUAAAGAUGCAGCAGCCAGUGUGAAUAUCAAAACAUGGCCGAAUAUCAUAGACACAGAUGAUCUUCCCAGAAAACGGCCUCCCAAUAUCUAUAAGCCGCCCACUGCAGAAAUGUUGGCCUAUCUGGAUUUCAGUGUAUCCACUACUGGCAUGCUAACUGGAGUUAAGAUGUCUCAUUCAGCAGUCGGUGCUAUAUGUCGAUCAAUCAAACUGCAGUGUGAGCUGUACUCUUCCAGACAAAUAGCAAUCUGCUUGGACCCGUACUGUGGCCUGGGCUUUGUGCUAUGGUGUCUGUCUAGUGUUUAUUCAGGUCACCAGUCAAUCCUGAUCCCUCCUAUGGAGUUGGAGACGUCUCUGCCCCUGUGGCUAAGCACCCUCAGUCAGUAUAAGAUCAGAGACACCUUCUGUUCUUACUCUGUAUUGGAGCUCUGCACCAAAGGCCUUGGCACACAGACCGAAGCUCUGAAAGCUCGUGGUGUGAACCUAUCGUGUGUAAGGAGCUGUGUUGUCAUAGCAGAAGAAAGGCCACGUUUGGUACUCAGCCAGUCAUUCUCCAAGCUCUUUAAAGACCUGGGACUGUCUCCACGUGCAGUCAGCACUGCUUUUGGCUCCAGAGUCAAUCUGGCCAUCUGUCUACAGGGCACCGCUGGUCCAGACCCAUCCAUUGUUUACGUAGACAUGAAGUCUCUCCAACACGACAGAGUGAGACUGGUGGAGAGAGGAGCUCCUCAGAGUCUUCCACUGAUGGAGUCUGGCACUAUACUUCCUGGAGUGCGAGUAAUCAUUGUAAACCCGGAGACUAAGGGACCACUAGGAGACUCUCAUCUAGGCGAGAUCUGGGUGACCAGCCCUCACAAUGCCAGUGGUUAUUAUACCAUCUACGGUGAGGAGAGCCUGCAGGCGGACCACUUUAACACACGUCUGACCUUUGGAGAGACGGACACGCUUUGGGCCAGAACCGGAUAUCUGGGAUUUGUCAGGAGGACAGAGCUACUGGAUGCCAGUGGAGACCGCCAUGAUGCUCUGUUUGUGGUGGGUUCGCUGGAUGAAACACUGGAGUUACGGGGUUUGCGUUAUCACCCCAUUGACAUCGAGACCUCCGUGUCUCGGGCGCACCGCAGCAUUGCUGAGAGUGCCGUCUUCACUUGGACCAAUCUACUGGUUGUCGUGGUGGAGCUCAGUGGCUCGGAGCAGGAAGCCCUCGACUUGGUUCCGCUGGUCACUAAUGUGGUUCUAAAAGAGCACCACCUCAUCGUCGGUGUCGUGGUCAUCGUGGACCCCGGCGUCAUCCCUAUCAACUCACGUGGCGAGAAGCAACGUAUGCAUCUGCGCGACUCUUUUCUAGCCGACCAACUGGAUCCCAUAUACGUUGCAUACAACAUGUGAGGCGCUAAAUCUCAACGUUGCCUCCCACAGAAUCGCUCGCAGUGGCCGUUCCCCUGUGCUGUCGGCACAACAGUGGACAUGAAGGAGGAAGCCGGGCCAAGCCACUCUGUGUUUCUGCGAUGAGCCUUGUAGAUAUUUUUAUGUUCUCUCUAAUGUGAUCGUGGCUGAGUUGUGUAGCCCGUUUGACCAAUGGUGAUGUUGUUCACCCGACUCAAGCCAUCCAACCCUCUGAACAUUCAUUAUGUCAUAUGGAGGGUGGUGCUUUCUUUUAGAACACGCUUCUGCCCUUUAAAUCAGGUGAAAGCACAUUUUCACCAUAUAUACAUGCGGCUACUUUUGUAGUGCCACCUGCGGUUUGCUUUUUCCAUAGAGCAGAACUUGUAGACAGUAACAUUGCAAAACUGUGCUGGAGGUGUAAGGGACUAACCCAUGAAGCUUUUCUGUGCACUUUAUCUCCUCUAAUGGGCCAGCACUAUUGCCGAAUUAGAGAAGAGUCCUUAGUUUUCAUUCUGGAAGUGCAAGUUUUAUGAAUCAACAGUAUCACCAGCAAAGCAAACAUAUAUCUAUUUUUCUUUUACUCAAAACUGCUCAUUUCAAUGGUUUUAUUAAUAUAUAGGACGUUUACAUGCAGCACCUGCUUUUAUUUUACGUUUUUAACAUUGCCAACUGUAAUGCACAACAUUACAAAACCAGAGUGAGGAGGGAAAUGCCCUCAUAGAAAGCACACGCAGCAAUUUUAAGAUAAUACAUUCGUACCUUGAGAUUUAUAUGCGUUACAUAUAUUAUAGGUGACAGAAAAGUUUCAAGGUCAAGACAGUUUCGUGCUUUUUAACCUUGUGGACGUUUCUUGUUUUUAAUGUACGUGUCUGUCUUUAUUUUAAUUCUGGUGUCAAAGGGACUUUGGAGGGAUGAACAGAUGGAAGGUUUUGAUUGUAAACUAUAUAAUGUAGUGUCUCACUGGUGUUACUGUAUAAACAAAUGGGACCCUAUUAUCUGGUCUCCAAAAAACUUGACUGAUAUUUCAUACUUGAUGGCAAUUCUCAGCAUCAAUGAUUAAAGAAUCAUGAUGCUGAAAUAAUAAAAUAUUUUUACACAUUGCCGAUGUGACAAAAAUUGCAUCUUUAAUACAAUUUCUUUCUUUGCCCUUGAUGUUUCUCUUAAUGUUGUCGUGCGUGUGUGUGUGUGUGUGUGUGUGUGUGUGUGUGUGUGUGUGUGUGUGUGUGUGUGUGUGUGUGUGUGUGUGUGUGUGUGUUUUAUUGAGAAAAAAUAGUGGGAAGGAAGAGUAAUGUCUAUUCUUAUGACAUUACAGUCACAUUUAUUAGCACCUAAACGAAACAUUUGAAUGGCCUUAGAUCUAAAAAUAUUCUUCCUCUUCUUUCCUUCCAGAUCUGUUUACAUGUGAGAUUCUGUGCAUGCCUUUUUUUUUUAAAGAUGCUGAAGGUUUUUUAUUCUCAUACUGUUUUGUAUUAUAAAUUCCCUUUCUUUUUUCUGUUAAUUACAUUUAGUUAUUGCAGAAUAUCUUUAAUUCUUUAUUACAGUAACUUCUUUAUUCAUGUGAGCAAUGUGCAAAUAUAAGAAAACUGUUAAAUGAGCCUAAGAAGAAUUCAAAUUUAGUGCUAUUUGACUACAUCUCAAUGCUUUGUAAAAGCAAUCAAAGGCAUACAUUUAAUUAAAAGCAUUAAAUACUU
Molecule: messenger RNA, 6583 nt
Organism: Paramisgurnus dabryanus
Lineage: Eukaryota; Metazoa; Chordata; Actinopteri; Cypriniformes; Cobitidae
Gene: dip2ba
Product: disco-interacting protein 2 homolog Ba
Source: RefSeq, a predicted model, not a curated record